This is a messenger RNA of Calypte anna (Anna's hummingbird), 5995 nucleotides long. It is a transcript of the gene SPRY3, whose product is annotated as sprouty RTK signaling antagonist 3. The record is from RefSeq and is a predicted model, not a curated record. Bases 114 to 1088 code for a protein of 324 amino acids. Gene Ontology annotation, cellular component: cytosol; membrane. The transcript is spliced from 2 exons. Lineage: Eukaryota; Metazoa; Chordata; Aves; Apodiformes; Trochilidae. Gene Ontology annotation, biological process: negative regulation of fibroblast growth factor receptor signaling pathway; negative regulation of MAP kinase activity; multicellular organism development.
UUCCCCCCCCCUAAGGGCUGCCCGGUGCCCCCGGGGCUGCCUCCGGAUGGACCGGAGGAGGCUGCGGAUUUUUAGAUGUGCCCUGAUGCUGCGGGCUCUCCCCGCUCCCGGCGAUGCAGCUCUCCUCCAGCGUGGCUGAGCUUAGUUGCGACGAGACGAUGGACCCUCCCGCCGAGGACUUCCAGCAGGUCCUGUCCAUCGACCAAAUCCGCUCCAUCCGCGCCAGCAACAACUACGUGGAGCGCCCUGCUGCCUGCUGCCAGCAAGCCCGCUCCAACCCCUCCCUGGCUCAGCCGCCCCACAAGCAGGACCGCUCCCAGGACCGCUCCUCCGCCUUCCAGGACCUGCACCGCAGCCACAGCCAGCAGCACCAGGUGCCACCCCUGCAGCAGCAGCAGCAGCAGCAGCAGCCCAUGAGCCACUCCAGCACCGCCAGCUCCGUCUCCCAGGGCACCACCGCCUCCGACCAGCGGCUCCUCAGCACCCUCACCCCAUCCCACUCCGGACACUCCCUCAUCCGGACGCAGCCCCGGCCAGGCGAGCUGAAAGGGGAGGAGGAAUCCCCUCUGAAAGGGGCGGACGGGGAGAAGCCCACCGCCGCCACCGGUACCGCCGGUACCGCCAGCCUGCACCACGCCGGUCACCUCCUGCUGGUGUGCGAGGAGUGCGGGCGCUGCAAGUGUCCCCGCUGCACGGCCGCCCGCAGCCUCCCCUCCUGCUGGCUCUGCAAUCAGCGCUGCCUCUGCUCCCCCGAGAGCCUCCUGGACUACGGGACGUGUCUCUGCUGCGUCAAGGGCCUCUUCUACCACUGCUCCACCGACGACGAGGACACCUGCGCCGACGACCCCUGCUCCUGCGGGCCGGGCUCCUGCUGUGCCCGCUGGGCUGCCAUGAGCCUCCUCUCCCUCCUCAUGCCCUGCCUCUGCUGCUACUUCCCCACCCUGGGCUGCCUCAAACUUUGCCAGCGGGGCUACGACGGCUUCAAACGGCCCGGCUGCCGCUGCCAGAGCCACACCAACACGGUCUGCAGGAAGAUCUCCUCCUCCUCCAGCACCCCCUUCCCCAAGACGCUGGAUAAGCCGGUAUGACCCUCCCGGGGAGGAGAAGCAAACUUCCUCCUCCUCCUCCUCCUUCUCCUCCUCCUCCUCCUCUCCGUCCUCCUCCUCCUUCAGCCUUGCCAAGCUCCCCACUCCCCACCAUCACCUCCCAGGAAGGUGAACUGGGGGCCCCUCCAGCCCCCGGGACCACGGAGGCAGCACGGAGCUGGUGGGACAGGGUGGGUUUGCAAUGCAGGGGUGAGGGACCAGGAGAGCUGCUGGUGGCCUCCCUGGCCCUGCCCCGCUGGGAAGGGAGACAUGAAGGGUCCUCAGGACUUCUCAGGGGGGUUGAGGAGCUGCUGCUGCCCCACAGUGUGGUUCUGCUAGAUGGAGGGGAAGAGGCAGCUCAACACACCCCCGUGCAAGAGCCCUCCAAGAGCCAGACCUCCUCCUCUCCAGCUCCCUCCAGCACCUUUGGUGGUGGUCUCUCUCCUCUCAUGUGGCUCUGCUUUCCGCCGGGAGCCAGGGGGUCCCACCGGUGGCAGUGCCUUCCCUCCAGGCUUGGAAGCCACUGGAGAGAAGCAAGCGAGCUUCCAGGGGAGGCAGCAUCGUAUUUUGCUGUCUCAAAGAGGAAGGAAAGGUGUGGGAAGCUUUAGAAGCCUUCUGGCAGGGGAAGGAGCUAUUGGAGGCAGCCCAGCCCACUCGCUUCUGCCCGACUGCAGCGAGGGGAAGGGCCCUCCAUGGGAUCUGGCUGAGAAGGAGAAGCUGGUUUGAAAUUGCCAUUCAUGUCUCCAUGCCUUGAAGAGCUGCCAGAGCCCGGCAGGGUGGGACCUGCUGCCCGGAUCCAUCCCACCACCCAGCAGAUGCCACCACCUCCCUGCUCCCUUCCACCAGCACUGGCUUCACUUGAACAAAAAAAAGCCCCUGGGGGCUCCUGCAGCCCCUGCUUGGGGCCCGGGAGGAGCAGAGAGCAGAAGGGGGAGUUGAAAGGGGGAAGCUGGACCUUCCCUUCCUGCAGAUGUUGUCCCUGGGGCCUCCUUCACCUCCCACCAGUGUCACCCCCCACCAGUGUCACCCCUCUGAGGGUAUUCUGCCUGGAGAUGGGUCUGAGCCAAGCCCCGGGGCUGGACCAUCUGUGGAGCAGAAGGAGACUUGAGUGAGGGUCAGACUUGAGUGAGGGUCAGACCUGAGUGAGGGUCAGGCCUUCGUGGUUUACCUGCUGUGACAGUAAUAAACCCAAGCCCUUGCUGGGACCUCUUCCAGGUGCUGGGCUCAGCCCCAUCUCCUCUUGACAAGGUGUGGAGCUGUGACCCCAUCAUCCCCUCACUCAGGGGGGGUCAGGAUCUGGGGUGAUGUCCCAGUGCUGGGUCUCCUCUGAGGUGUGUGUAUGAGUGCAGAGGGAAGCAGAUGGUUCCCCAGGAGAUAUAUAUGCAACGUGUCCCUUGGCUUCCUCCACCACCCCGGGGCUCAUCCGUCACCUUCCCUCAGCUCCUCCCACCCCCCCCUCCUCAACUCAGAGUUCUGUGGAUCUAUUUUUGUAUAUAUAAAUACCCCGUUAGGCUGCCUUGGUCUAGUGCUAAUAAUACUCCUGAGACUGCUGUGAAGGGUGCCAGAUGCGAGGUUUGGCUUCCUGGUCCUCUUGCACAUGCUGGGAGAUGAGCUCCUGCUCUGCUCAGGGCUAAUCCCAACCUCCCCUUCCCCUGGAGCUGGGAGAGGGGGACGGGGAGGUCUCUUUGCCAGGAGAAGGUUUGGGUUCCUGCUGGCUGUGGGGCCAGGCGGAGCCCGGCCGUGGGAUUCCUCUUUCCCUACAUCUGCUCUCUGAAACCUGUGGCUGCUCCAGGCUCCCUCUGCCCAGGCAGGGACUCAUCCCUUGUGCCAAGGUCCUGCAUCCAGCUCUGCCUCCUGCCUGCCCCUCCAGCUGAUGGAGAUGGAGCCCACCCCUGGUGUGCCUGGGAAGGACCCCAAACCCCCAUCUCGCUCCCACCCGGAGCCUGAGCGAGGGGAAUGCUGGAAGGAGCUUCCUCUGGCCAAAGAGGGGACCCCACCUCCACGCAUGGAGGGAAUUCUGGACAAUGCCCUGGUCUGGGUAGAGAUCUCCUGGUCCUGGAGAGACCUUCCCAUCCCCAGAGCCUGGCCCUGGACUCUGAAGCCGUUUGGGUUUUGAGGCACCGACCUUCUCUGAGGGUGCCCCGUGGCUGUGUGCACCCCUGUGGGAUCAGCCCCUGGGAUCAGCCCCUGGCUCUGGGGCAGCACUUAGAAAAUAGAUUGCAAUCAUAUUUAUCUGUAGGCCAAUAAUUGCUUGGCUCCCUACUUCCAAGCCAUGUCUGGGGGAGAGGCUUCCACCAAGAGAUAUCUUCCCUCUGGAACACUCAGCUCACUUUCCUGUUGGUGCUGAUUCCACUCCUUCCUAAAAAAAUGCAACAUUUUUUUAGGGGGAAAACAAAAAAGGUCUUUUUUUUUUUUUUUUCUCUCACUGAGGAUGCAAGGAACUUGAAUGGGAAUGUGAAACAGUUCAUUGAAACUUUCUUUAAAGAAAACUAAUGAGCAGUUUUCCAACUUGCUCCACUUUGAUUAUUUUUUUUCCCCCUCUCCUUCUUAAAUGGCUCCUACUUGUAAAUUUAGUUACCACCUCUGUAUCUCUGCGAUUCAUUGCUUCCUCUCCUGAUGGUGGAAUGACUCAACAUGUGAAGCUUCAUCAUUUUCACGGCCUCCAAAGUCGUGCGAACGAGGGGGUGACCUCCCCCGGGUGCUGGAGCUGGGGGGGGGAGCAGAUGGCCCUGUCCCCAGCCCCUGUCCCCAGCCCCUGCCCCCCGGGGCACCUCCAGGACCCUCCCGCACAAUGGGAUUUUUCUGGGUCAGCACAGAAUUCCUGCUUCUGCCAGGGAAUGGUGCCAGAGUCCAGCUGGGCCUCCUCAAUGGCUCAUCCCUGGGAAAUGAGAAACCUGGGAGAGGUGUUUGAUGAAAUAUGGGAUGUGUUGAAGGGAAUCAGAGAGGAGGAGAGCUCCCAGUCCUCACUCCUGUUCCUCACUCCUCUUCCUUACUCUUGUUCCUUACUCCUGUUCUUUGCUCCCAUUUCUUGCUCCAGUUCCUCUCCAGUUCCUCUCCCCCUGCUCUCAGCAGACAGGACCCUUGGGAUUCCCCAGGCCACCUCCAGUUCCCUGGAAGCUGUGGGGAGCCUCUGGACACGUUUUUCUCCCAGUCUUUUCCCAACAUCUUCAGCCUGGAUCCAUCCUGCUCCCUGCCCAGCCCCAGCUGCCAGGCAGAUUGGUUUCCCUGCAGCUGACUCCAGUUUGGGUCUGGGCUGGGAGCCCCUUUCCUGCCCCACCCCAUCGUGACUCAGCUCCCAGCUGCUCCAGAUGUUUGCCAGCAGCUGCUUGCCCUGGCACUGGGGGUUUGUCUUGUGCUUUGCUUUGGGAACAUCACACGCUGGGCUCUCUGUUCCUCCUGGGCUUUGAGGACAGAUCUCCCUCUCAAGGGACCUUUUGUGUCUCUGCAGAUCAUGGGCUCCUUUGCCAGGAAACCUGUGGGGCUGUUGGGCAGAUUUAGGUGGGGAAAGAGGCUCAGGUUCCACAGAUCAGGAGACAGGGAGCUGCUCAGCAGGACUUGAGCUCCCCCAGCUCUGCUCCCCAUCCAGGAGCUCCUCUUCCAACCCAAAGGUCCAUCCACACAAGGGCUCCUGCUGGUGCUUGCUCCCCUCCUCCCUUGCUGCCACACGUGGUGUGGGGAGGGCUCACUGGGGUCUCCAUCCCAUCCCAUCCCAGUUCCCAUAAACCUCCUGCUGGGAAGGCAGGAGUGGUUCUUGGGCUGCUCUCCACCUAAUCCCUGAGAAACCCCUCUGCCAGGGCUCUGCUCUCAGGCUCCCAAAAAAUCCCCUUGAGCUGGCUCUUCCCCAUCCCCACCUGGGAGCCCACCUGGGGAAUUCUGAUCCUCCAGAGCUUCCCAAGCCCAGGAGAACAUAAAGAGCUGCUGAGGUGCAGUGAAGGGGAUGAGGGGGCUGAUGUCUGCACAGCCCAAACCUCCUCCUCCCAGCACCCCUUCCUUGGUUUCCUCUCUGCCCCUCAGCUCUUUUGAGGUCCUCAGGUGCUGGAAGGUCCCAUUUUGGGAUCAGAUUGUGAGGAGAGCCAGGAAGGGAUGUAGCCUCAUCCCAAAGCCCAUCCUGGGGGGUUGAUCGGAUCCAGCUCAGGUUUGUCUCCUUCCAUGGAGCUCAGGCCAGUGGGAUGCCAGGAUGGGACAGUCACCUGGAUGGAGGGAGGUUGGAUGGAUGGAUGGAUGGAUGGGAGGGAUGGAUGGAUGGAUGGAUCUAUAGAUGGGAGGGAUGGAUGGAUGGAUGGAUGGAUGGAUGGAUGGCAGCCUGUGCUGCCAGGCUGAGCCCCAUCCCCUUCCCCUCCCCUCCCUUUCCCAACCUUUCCAACAUUUCCUCCUGGCCCCAGCUCUGCAGCCUCCUGCUUCCCCAGGUGUCCUCAGCACAAAGUUCUUUGAUAGAGCCAUCACCUUCUGGCAGUUCCCGGAGAGUCCUCCUCCCAGGAACCCAAAGGCCUGGAAUCUGCUGUGGUAUGUGGGUCCUAAGCUCUCUGCCCAGUGGCAUACAGGAGGACCCUUCCCAGCUGCCUUGUCUGGGUCCCUUUUCUCUGCAGGCUAUAACAGCAUGUUUGGAACCUGGGGGCUGGGGUCUGCCUAGCUCUGUACCUUCUAAGGGGAAAGGGAAAAAUAAAUUAAAAAUAAAAAUAUAGUAGUUAAAAAAGCAACCAACCAAAGUAUUUUUUGAAAAGUUUAUUUUAAAAGUUAAGAAAAAAAGAAAAAAAACACUAUUUAUUUUAAUGCCACCCCUCUUCUGUUUGGUUUUGCUCCUCUUGCAAAGCUGAUAACUGUCUACUGAACCACUGCUGAGAGGAAGAAGUAAAUUCCAUGGGUGGGCUUCCUGAGCCCACUUACAGAACUUAUUCAAUUAAAAAUCUCUC